AUGUCCCACCAGGGCAUCUUUUUGAUCGUGGUGUUGGCAGCUUCAUUGUCGGUGCUGGUAAAUCCUGCGGAAGGCCAAUUGCAUAAAAAUCUCAAGUACUACGAGACAUUACACGCCAAAGACCUUUCGCAUCGCAUCGAAAAGCGCGGAGCAAAGCACAGCAAUCACCCAUUCAACACCAUCAAGGAGGUGGAGUUCAAGGUGCUUGGUAGGAAGUUCCGUCUGAUUCUGCACCCCCAUGCGUCCGUGCUGCACAGCAACUUCCGUGCCUACACCGUCGAUGGGAACGGCAGUGAAUCGAUCGUACACCUCGAUCGCGGUAACUUCUUCAAGGGGCGCGUCUUUGGCGAAAUGGAAUCGCACGUGAAUGCGCACAUCGAUGACGGUGUUAUGACUGCGUCCGUCGUACUGCCGGAUGAAACGUAUCACAUUGAACCUUCCUGGCGGCACUUGCCUCAUCUGAGUGAUAAGCAUAUGAUAGCGUACCGUACGUCGGACAUAAAGUUCAGCUGGGACGACGUCGAAGCGAUUGGUGGCGAACUGGGGGUACCAAGAACCUGCGGUUACGUUAAGGAAGGAUUGGAGCUCGAGCAAGGUGAUGAUGAGGAGGGAGAUGCGAAGGAAAACGAAAAUGUAUACGGUGAGGAAAGUGAUCCGACGCCGGAAACCGUCUGGCACGUGGAUGACGCACAGGAGAGCAGACACAAUCGACGCAAAAGGCAGGCGGACCAGUAUGAAUACACGCCGACCAAAACGCGAUGCCCAUUGCUACUGGUGGCGGAUUAUCGAUUCUUUCAGGAAAUGGGAGGAAGCAAUACCAAGACCACCAUCAACUACUUGAUAAGCCUCAUCGAUCGUGUUCAUAAGAUCUACAACGAUACUAUCUGGCAAGACCGUUCCGAUCAGGAGGGAUUCAAGGGCAUGGGUUUCGUAAUUAAAAAGAUCGUGGUCCAUUCCGAACCGACAAGGGUGCGUGGCGGUGAAGCUCACUAUAACAUGGUUCGGGAAAAGUGGGACGUACGCAACCUACUUGAGGUUUUCUCUCGUGAGUACAGCCACAAAGAUUUCUGUUUGGCUCAUCUGUUUACGGAUCUGAAAUUUGAAGGAGGUAUUCUCGGGCUGGCUUACGUUGGUUCUCCGCGUCGUAACUCUGUCGGUGGCAUCUGCACUCCAGAAUACUUUAAAAAUGGCUACACACUGUAUUUGAACUCUGGUCUAAGUAGUUCCCGCAAUCACUACGGGCAACGGGUGAUUACACGCGAAGCCGAUCUUGUUACGGCACACGAGUUCGGACACAACUGGGGCUCGGAGCAUGAUCCGGAUAUUCCAGAGUGCUCUCCCAGCGCCUCCCAAGGAGGAAGCUUCCUGAUGUACACCUACUCUGUGAGCGGGUACGAUGUGAACAAUAAGAAAUUUUCACCCUGCUCGCUGCGCUCCAUCCGGAAGGUGCUGCAGGCCAAAUCGGGGCGCUGCUUUUCGGAACCGGAGGAAUCGUUCUGCGGCAAUCUGCGCGUGGAAGGUGAUGAGCAGUGUGAUGCCGGGCUGCUCGGAACGGAGGACAACGAUGCGUGCUGCGAUAAGAAUUGUAAACUGCGCCGCAAUCAGGGUGCGGUUUGUAGUGACAAAAAUUCACCCUGUUGCCAGAAUUGUCAGUACAUGAUGGCGGGUGUGAAGUGUCGGGAGGCGCAGUACGCGACAUGCGAACAGGAGGCGCGCUGCACCGGUAACCACGCCGAGUGCCCCAAGAGCCCUCCGAUGAGCGAUGGUACCAUGUGUCAGGAGCGCGGCCAGUGCCGAAAUGGCAAAUGUAUACCGUACUGCGAAACUCAGGGACUUCAGAGCUGCAUGUGCGAUAUUAUUGCGGAUGCAUGCAAACGGUGCUGCCGGCAGAGUAUCAACGAAACGUGCUUCCCGGUGGAACCGCCGGACGUACUGCCGGACGGUACACCGUGUAUACAGGGCUUCUGCAAUAAGGGGAUGUGUGAAAAGACGAUCCAGGAUGUAGUUGAACGCUUUUGGGACAUCAUUGAAGAGAUUAACAUCAACAAAGUGUUGCGAUUCCUGCGCGACAACAUCGUCAUGGCUGUAGUAAUGCUAACGGCGCUCUUCUGGAUACCGGUCAGUUGCGUCAUCUCAUACUUUGAUCGAAAGAAAAGGAAAGAGGACUGGAAGGAGUACGAAUGGAGUCAAAAGCUGGACCUCAUCCACCCGAGCGACCGGCGUCGGGUUAUACACAUUAGGGUACCACGGCAAAAGAUAACCGUUGCCAGAAUGUAAAUUAUCGUCCUGACCGAUCGAAUAUGUCUGGCACAGUCUACUACAAUAAUUUAAUUGAU
This is a messenger RNA of Anopheles coustani, 2336 nucleotides long. RefSeq names its product ADAM 17-like protease (gene Tace). Lineage: Eukaryota; Metazoa; Arthropoda; Insecta; Diptera; Culicidae. Gene Ontology annotation, molecular function: metalloendopeptidase activity. Bases 1 to 2277 code for a protein of 758 amino acids. Gene Ontology annotation, biological process: Notch signaling pathway; membrane protein ectodomain proteolysis. The transcript is spliced from 6 exons. The record is from RefSeq and is a predicted model, not a curated record. Gene Ontology annotation, cellular component: plasma membrane.